Nezara viridula (southern green stink bug) is the source of this 1203-nucleotide messenger RNA. The record is from the annotation of a GenBank genome assembly. Lineage: Eukaryota; Metazoa; Arthropoda; Insecta; Hemiptera; Pentatomidae.
AUGAUCUUUUUUUUGAGAUUACUCAAAGCUCAAAUGCUGAAGAGUAAACUGAAAAACUAUAUCGAAACAAGGAAGUAUUCCAUUAAAGAAGAAGAAAGAAAGCAUAACUGGUGUAGCAAGUGCUGCAAUUGGUGGAAAAAAAAAUGUCCAUGUUGCUUUAGUGAUCCCUCCAAGGUAAAAACUAGUUAUAGUAAGUAUGAGAAGUUCAGGAUAUCACUUUUCACUCAGGGGACCUAUGAAAAUUAUAUUUUGAAAAGUAUAAUUGGAUUUCUCAGUGGAGUUUUAUUGACGUAUCUAUUUUUCAUCUUCUUUAUACUCCAGUUAAAUUUUCCAUUAGGAUCUGCUACUACAAUGUGCUCAAUUUUUGGUUUGAUUUUAAGCCUGGGUUUGGCUUAUUCUUAUAAAAUUAGAUGUAUAGUUUUUUUGCUGUUGCCCCAAUUUUUCAGUAAACGUGGUCGCCAAGCACUAGUAGCUUAUGCAUUUAUUUUAGCAUUGACUGGGCCUGCAAAGAAUACAUUACAUAAUAUGAGGGUUCUCUCUGAAACAAUGGCUUGCGGGCAGGGGAAGCUAAAGGCAGCAGUCAAAAGCCUAAUAGAUCUGAUUAAGAAACCAUUCUAUGCAAUCAAAGACUCUAUGAAACAAAUAAUGGAAAAAAUCAAAGUUGUUGUUGAAAAAGUUAAAGAAAUAAUUACUACUUUAAAGAGGAUUGUCAAAUCUGUCAUUGGAGUCAUUAAAUCUGCCUACGAGUGGUUGAAUAGUGUUGUUUCAAUGUGUGGUAAAAAACUUGGUACACCUUUUGAGAGAUGUGAGAAGGCAUUUGGUCAAGCUUAUGACAGCUGUAUAGAAACAGUUCCAGUGUUCUUUGAUGUAUUAUGCAAAGUUACAGAUUUUGUCCAAGGUGUUUGUUAUAUUGUAAAGCCAGUUGAUUACAUUUGUGAGUUAUUUGACUUUGUUAGUGAUGAAAUUGUCAACUUUGUUAAAAAAAAGCUAACUGAAUUCUCCAGUCAAGUGAAAAAUAUUUUUUAUGUAUCAGUAAAAUUCAGUCACAAUUUUGAAUUCCAUACAGAACAGUCCAAAAGUGUUAAAGAAAUAGCUGCUAACAUAAUGAUGGAAGUGAAACAGAGAUCAGAAAAAAUUGUUUAUUUCUUUGAUUGGAUGAGUUUUGUAUUCAGUUUCUUUUUCCUAUAUAUGUUGUUCCAGUGA